GCGGCAUAGAAGAAGAAGAAGGUAGUCGAGUAGAAUUUUCAGUAGGACCCAAACAGUGAUGGUGUGAUAGGAACUUAUGUGAACACUUAAGCACGAGAAACGUUUGGGGUGUUUUUCUCUCACUGAAAUCUCUCCGGGCUACACAGACAUAUCAUAAGAUUUAAAAGCAAGACACGAAAGAAAAAAAAAAACAAAAAUGGACACCAUGCAGAGGAGAAUGACUGAGGAGGACGUGGUCCAGUAUAAACUAUUCUUGGUACAACCAGACUGUUCAACGUCACAGCAGACUGGGGAACAUCUUUCACAUCUAGUAGAGGAGAUUAUGGCAAAGGUUGCCCCACUCCUGAUCCAAUUCAUCUGGCAGCAUCAGUCAUUCAACCUCAAGUAUAUUCCUGAGAAAGGAGGUGUCCCUGCUCACAUUGGCGGAAGCACUCACUUUGGGGACAAUGUGGAGGAUGAGUGGUUUAUCGUUUACCUCUUGCAGCAAAUCACAGAGGCCUUCCCAGAACUUGCAGCCAGAGUUGAGGACAACGAUGGGGAGUUUCUUCUGAUUGAAGCAGCAGAUUAUCUUCCCAAGUGGCUGAAUCCAGACACCAGUGAAAACAGGGUCUUCCUCUAUAGGGGAGAAUUACAUAUCCUCCCCUGCCCCUCCACAUCUAGUCCAUUUGGGGUCUCAAAGGAUGUGGUACCCAGUGUGGCACAAGCUCUAGCACUGCUCUCCACCCACCCAAAGACCUGUCAGGCAAGCCCCAAGAUUUCUUCAGCCUUGAGGAAACGACUGGAGGGGUACCCAGAGAAGAUUAAAACAGGCCUCCACCGGGCCCACUGCUUCAUACCCGCAGGUAUUGCCAAGGUGUUGGCACAGCGACCAGACCUGGUCGCCCCUGCGGUGUCAGCGUUCUAUCUGCGGGAUCCAAUAGAUCUGCAGGUGUGUCGAAGCUUCAAGACCUUUCCUCCUGAUACAAGAGUGCUCACCUUGGUGACAUUUACCCGUUGCCUGUAUGCUCAGCUGCAUCAGCAACAAUUCACUCCAGACCGGAGGAGUAACUUCACCUUGCCUCCUCGCUCUCAUCCCCAGUACAAAGCUCAUGAACUUGGCAUGAAACUGGCCCAUGGCUUUGAGAUCCUGUGCGCCAAGUGCAGGCUGCCGUCAUCAGAGCCCAAUGCCUCCAUCAGUUGUAACCCUCAGUGGAAAAACUUCAUGGACAGUCUGAAAAGGAAUGGCUACUUUCGAGGAGAACUAGAAGGCUCAGCCCGUUACAGAGAACUGACAAGAUCAGCAGAAAACUUCUUCAAACAGUUUGUCGCCUCAAAAUCAAGUACUUUGUCACCAGGUGAGGAGGUUCUCCAGCUGUUCCACAGCUGCAAUUCGUUUGACUUGGAGGAGUUGAGGCAGCAGGAGUCACAGCUCCCCCAAGAGGACAGUGACAGCUGGCUGGAUAUCACAGCUCAGGAUUUGGAGCGUAUGUUGCAGGAGAGAAGUGGGAGGAGGUCUGAUUUCUGUAGCCAAAACUCCAGCUCCACCAGACAGACACAGCAUGUGAGGGAUGAAGAGGAGAAGAGGAAAGAGACUGAGAAUGAGGAAGAGACUGGUUACAGCCUGGUAGCAGUCAGUCAGGGGAUGAAGAGCUUUCUCAAUGCCAUGUCAUCACACGAAGGUGCUGAACUGCCCUGUAGCAGCUCAACUCAGCCUUUUAGUGUUGACCCUGACACCAUGGCCAACGCACUGGACAGACUCCUUGGAAGGAAAGAAGAAGAGCUAGACUCAGACGAUUUAGAUGAUGAAGAAGUGGAGGAGACAGAAGAGACGAACAACUUAGAAACUUUGGACAGCCUCAGAGGGUAUAUGGACCAAAUGGAUCAGGAGCUAAUGAGCACUAAUAUAGGACAAAGCUUCACCCAGAUGAGUUACAACAAGCCAGACUUGGACAAAGGCUCCCUUCAUCCCUCUGCCACACACAGUUUCUCAGGUGAGGGAGGGGUGGAAGAGAGAGAAGAGGACAUCCAGCCUCUUGAUGUGGACCUCAACCUGGUCACAAACCUGCUGGAGUCCCUCAGCUGCCAGGCUGGACUGGCCGGACCAGCCUCCAACCUGCUGCAGAGCCUGGGAUUACACCUACCACCCAACUCGGACUCCUCUUAGAGGACAAGACGUAGCUAAUUACUGAUGGUAAUAUUUGGCAGGCUUCACUUAGCAAGGAUUGCCACCUACAGCUGUUAGCAGAGAGCCUUCAUAACAUUAUAUGUCCUGCUGUCAGGAGGCAUUCAUGGAUGUUGAAGACGUCCUGUGGAGCUUUUUAUUAUAAACAAACAUGGCUUUGUUUACAUUCAGUGUUUCUCAUUGCAGCUGGGUGUGUGCCCCCGUAAAACUGUAUUUACAAUUAUCAGACAUGUUGACAUUUCCAGUAACACAUUUUGAAAAAUCUUUUUAGAUGUUGUGAAAUUGUUUGCAUUUGGCAGUUAAUAUUAAAUAUGUGCAAGUACAGAAAAUGGUGAAUUACCAUCAAGUCCACCUACAGCUGUUAGCAGAGAGCCUUCAUAACAUUAUAUGUACUGCUGUCAGGAGGCACUCAUGGAUGUUGAAGACGUCCUGUGG
Monopterus albus (swamp eel) is the source of this 2596-nucleotide messenger RNA. It is a transcript of the gene ecd, whose product is annotated as ecdysoneless homolog (Drosophila). Lineage: Eukaryota; Metazoa; Chordata; Actinopteri; Synbranchiformes; Synbranchidae. Bases 197 to 2143 code for a protein of 648 amino acids. Gene Ontology annotation, cellular component: nucleus. The record is from RefSeq and is a predicted model, not a curated record. The transcript has 14 exons.